This is a messenger RNA of Sipha flava (yellow sugarcane aphid), 6869 nucleotides long. It is a transcript of the gene rdgA, whose product is annotated as eye-specific diacylglycerol kinase. The transcript has 20 exons. Gene Ontology annotation, molecular function: protein binding; ATP-dependent diacylglycerol kinase activity. The coding region runs from base 1 to 3774 and encodes 1257 amino acids. Lineage: Eukaryota; Metazoa; Arthropoda; Insecta; Hemiptera; Aphididae. Gene Ontology annotation, biological process: intracellular signal transduction; lipid phosphorylation; diacylglycerol metabolic process. The record is from RefSeq and is a predicted model, not a curated record.
AUGGACCGUCUGCGGUCGACGUUCAAACGGUCGCGGACGCCGACGGGCGCGGAGAUGAAGACGCAGAACAGCCUGGAAGUGCCCAAGCAGGUGCGAUCGGUGUCGUUCGACGAGAUCAAGCUCGGGUGCGCCAAACGGGACGAUGACGUGCGCAGGGAACGGUCUGCGGCGACGGACGGCGGCCGUUCGUCCGGGGCGUCGUCGUUGCGCGUGCCCGCCGGCGGCGGCACCGGCACCGGGCAACGGUCGCGAAGCUUCGACUCGUCCGCCGCGGUUACCGCCACCGCCGCGGCCGUCUCGCCAUCACCGUCGGGCGACCGUGACCGCGACGACCCGGGCGUCUACCUGGAGGUGCCGUCGUCCAAGCACCAGCUGUUCCACCGGCGCCGUUCGUCCGGCGAGAAGGUACCGGCCGCCGCGGCGUGCGUGCACUGCGCCUAUCUCGAGGAACUGUCGAAAAUGAACAGAUCGUCGUCCGGCGACGAGAAUCAGAGCCAAAGGUCAUUCACGUCGACGUCGGCCAGCGAGGACAUGGAGGACGAGGACGACCGCGCAUGUCAGAUCACCGUCACCGUUGAGCCGGACGUGCUCCAUCACGCACCGGUCGUGGCCACGCUAAACGGACUUAUGAUUGCCACGCCAUCGUUGUCGUCCACGUCUUCGGUGGAGUCGGACGAGGCGGCCGUCAAAAGCCCGCUAACGUUGGAGCUGACGCCGCCGGACGAGUACCUGCAGGGCAACCGACGGCGGUCGAUCACGUCACCUAAACUGGAGCGGCAGGAGGCGUUCGCAGUCAACGACAUCAUGGACCCGGCGGUCGUGCGUGACCUGUUCCUCACGGUACCGGACCUGAAGCGCGACCGGGCCGCCAGCAUGGACUCGUGCUUCAUAAACAAACCCACGCCUGCCGGCAAACCGGAAGAAGUGAUGCCCGUAUCGCCCACGCAGCUGCUUGACCCCAACAGCGGUCAACCGGCCAACAAUCUCAGGUCUCGAUCCGUGGACAUCGUCUUGCCCACCGAUCAGCAGGCCAGGUAUAAGGCGCUGUCCACCAACAAUCAGACGUCUCCGCCGUCCGCCAUGCCUGCACACAAAGUGCCGCCUGAUAAGGGAGCUACUGGAGCUGAUGGCAACGAAAAACUCUUGAAGAUCGUGCCCGAUUGGACGGAAGAGGCCGCCAACGAUGAUCAUCUGUGGUCCGUGACGUCCCACAACGUAGACUUCUGCUACAUCGGCGAGUCCGAAUGCACGAAACACGGAGUGCGUCUUAAAUGUUCCGCGUGUCGUAUAAUCGUGCACUCGGAAUGUUUGAGCAAUCUACCGGAAGCAGCCAAGUGCAAAUCGAGCUUCAAAGACGACGGUGUGCGACAGUACAGGGAACACAAAACAGUCAAACACCAUUGGAUGCACAGGAGAACACAAAAAGACAAGUGCUCGCAAUGCGGAAAAGCGUUCCAGUCGGUACUAUCAUUCAGCUCGAAGGAAAUCAUAGCUCUCACGUGCUCUUGGUGCAAGCUGAGUGUCCACAACAAGACCGCGUGCUUCAACGAUACGAAAAUGAAUGAACCCUGUACCUUAGGUAAACAUAGCAAUAUCAUUGUCCCUCCGUCGUGGAUCGUUAAGCUACCGCGGAAAGGCAACUUCAAGUCUAGCAUAAGAUCGCCGAAAAAACGAUCGUCCAAGAAGAAAACGAAAGAUAAGCCCGACAAAGAAGACAAGUUAUUCGUGAUCAAACCGAUCCCGACGCUGAACGUCAAGCCUGUGAUAAUAUUUAUUAACCCCAAGUCAGGCGGCAACCAGGGUGUGAAGCUGCUGCAAAAGUUCCAAUGGCACCUGAACCCCAGACAGGUAUUCGAUCUCAGCCGCGGUGGUCCCAGAAUGGGCUUGGAACUGUACAAGAAGGUACCGAACCUCCGGGUGCUGGCGUGCGGCGGUGACGGCACUGUCGGAUGGGUCCUGUCAAUCCUGGACCAAAUAUCCAACGCUGUGUCGUUUCCGGUAGGCGUGCUACCGUUGGGCACAGGCAACGAUUUGGCCAGAGCUCUUGGUUGGGGAGGCGGUUAUAUGGAUGAACCGGUAUCAAAAAUAUUAACCAAUUUAGAAGAAAGCGAAACAGUACGGUUGGACCGCUGGAACUUGGAUGUGGUACCCAACGAAAAUGUUAAGGGAACUGACUACGCUGGAAACGAAAAUUUGCCAUUAAACGUGAUAAAUAAUUACUACUCGUUGGGAGUAGACGCUCAGAUCGCACUUGAAUUUCACGAAGCUAGAGAGGCUAAUCCGGAAAAGUUUAGUUCACGAAUGUACAAUAAGUUAUUCUACGGCGUCAGAGGUGGCAUCGAGUUGCUGGAUCGCAAGUGGAAAGGUUUAUCGGAAAUGGUAUUAUUGGAAUGCGAUGGCAAAGACAUGACACAACGGAUCAAAGACUUAAAAGUACAUGCCAUAUUGUUCUUGAACAUUCCCAGCUAUGGCGGAGGCACACGACCAUGGAACAAAUCGGCGGGCAACAAUGCGACAGACGACGGACUUAUCGAAGUCAUCGGUUUAACGAUCAUGCAAAUUACCCGAUUGCAAACCGGAGGAACAGGGACACCUCUAUGCCAAUGCAAAACCGCUCGCAUAAUCACCAAUAAAUCGGUACCCAUGCAAGUGGACGGUGAAGCAUGCCGUCUAAAACCGUCUGUAAUCACCCUAGGGUUUUUCAAUCAGGCGUCUAUGAUGGCUAAACGACGAAAAGGCAGACAGACGCCUACUCGAGAAACUACUAUCGAUAAACGCAAAGUAUCUGUUCAAAGACUAAGGCUUCAAGAUUACGAGCAACAUCACUGUGACAAAGAACUGCUCGUCCAAUCAUCUAUAAAUAUGGGUGAAAUCGAAGUGGAGCCAAUUGCGGAUUUAGAAACCGUGCGCAAUUUGGUCGAAAAAUUAGAACUGAACAGCGGCUUAUCAAAAGAUCACGUGGGCAACGUCAUGCCGAAAUUAUCGCCAGACUGGUGUUUCGUCGACUGUUGCACGGCUGAACGGUUCUUCAGGAUCGACCGAGCACAGGAAAGCCUUCACUACCUUAUAGACAUCACACACGACCAGUUGUUUAUAUUAGACGAUCCGCAAGGGCCGCCUUCUACAGAAGAAGACUUGACUGUGGUUCUGAAAGCAAAAGAAUCUUCCGAAGAUUUAGGAGCACAAGACAUGACAAGCAUGCUGGUUAAAUCGGAGGUAAAUCGAUUGGAGAAUAUCACAAGACAGUCGACGGUCGCGUUUCAACAAAAUGAAGCAACGACCAAUGAAUGCAAUCAUUCCAUGAGAGCUAGUGAUGUAUACAGUCGUCUAUUUAAUUUACAAUCAAAUGAAGAUAACCAUUACAGUCAAGUACGAACUUCUGAUAAAAUAAUCGAAGCGGCUAAAACAGGGAACUUAAACAUGCUGAGAAAUCUAUUCGAAAUGGGUUACUCUUUGAUGUCCAUCAACAAAGAUGGGCAAACGGCAUUACACGUAGCAAGUCAGCGCGGAGAUUCAAACCUGGUGCGGUACAUACUGGCCAAUGCGCCGUCGAACAUUGUUUCAAUCAAAGACAAUCAAGAGGGACAGACAGCUCUGCACGUGGCCGUCAAAAACGGCGAACGCAAGAUCUGCUACCUGCUGGUGUCGGCCGGGGCGCCGUUACUGGCUGUCGACAAACACGACCGGACCGCUCAACAGAUUGCCGAACAAACCCGAGACUACGACCUUGCCAAGUACUUGGAAUACAGAAGACAAGACGUCGAUUUUACUUAAGGAUUUAAACCGAUACACGGCCAAGCUCAGUUCGUAUCUUUUGCGGACCAAACAGAGACGUCGGUCUAGACGGACUUCUUCGGAAUACGAGUAGACAACGUCAAAAAAAAAAAAAAAAUAUUUUAAUUCAUAAAAUUAUUGAAUUUCACAUUUUAAUUAUUAUUUUUUGUAAAUCCUAUAUAAUAAAUACAAUAUACACAAUUAAAAGUCUUCGGAAGAAGUAUAAAAAAAGCACACUAAGUCAAUUAGAAAAAAGAGAAAUUAUAUUUCAUGUCUUACGUACGUUUUAUUAUUAUUAUUUUUAUUAUAAUUUUACUUACUCGUUCGUCGCAGAUGAAUUUAAACGCAUUGUUUUCUUCGUCGUAUUUACAUAUUGAUACAAACCGUGUUUAUCGUAUUACACGUUUGAACGCUUUGUUUUUUUUUUCUGUUUUGUUUUUUAAAUUCAAGGCCUUACGUCUUUUUAUGUAACACACAAAUUCGCCACGACAAAACGACGCAUACACGUCAUACACCACGAGUUUCCUCAAAACCAAAUUAUACUUCGUGAUAAAAUGUUCUCCACCGCAACACUUGUAUUACACUUUUACUGGUCUUGAUUGCAAAAUCGUUAAAUUGCGACCAAGCUUUGCUCAUAUUCGUACACUCACUAAUAACGCACUCGCGACGAAACUCAUCAUCUCGGAAUAAUGAUCGUCGAGUACACGUGAGGUCUUUUAGGUAAAUACACGUACAGUUCAACCCCCUCAUCCUUAUCAUCGUAAGUUAUUAUGCGUUUCCCGAGGUUUUCUCCUCGUCUCGCUCGUACACUACCGAACGUCUGUGCCCGUCGAAGUCGGAAUUCGAUUUCGUUGAAAUUCAUUUUGACGAUAAACGUAUAGUGUCCGCGAGAGAAAGAUGCCAUGCUCAAGAUCGGAACUUUGACUUGUUAGAAAAACCAAUGAAACUAUUAAGACGCAUAAAUCGUCUGUGCUCUUCGCCGGAACCCCGAAACAACAAUCGUGUUUUCAGCCAUCCGUUUAGAUACGAUCUUAGCGGCGACUUGGUCGUAUUAUUCAUGCACAGUUAGCCGUACACACGCGUAAUUAUCAGCAACGGUGACUAUAAUAUUAUUUAUUACACGAACGGAAUCCAUUUUUUUAUCCAUUCCCGUGCCGCGUCAGCCCGGAACAACGGGACUUUUGGCCGGAAAUUGUGUGCCUGCGUUUCCGACGUGUACCUGUCCCGUGCGCGGUCGUCGAACAAAAAUUCGCACAUGCCACGCGAGUGGUGGUACACGAUAACGUCAUAAGGGAUGACACCAGUUCCGGUGACCGGUGUAUCCGAACAUAUUGCUUACAUUCCCUCGUUUCCAGCGCACGCAGCAUCAAGACGAACGAUGUAAUAAUAUGCCGUAUUAUUAUCAUGUAAAUUCGAGCGGGUCGUUCGCGUCGUCUGCGCGCGGCCGAGGAAUGACGCGCGUAGUUGAUCGGAAGGAAAGAGGACGAGACGUAGGUAUGCGCGUGUAACAUUAUCAGCAGACCGUGUAUACUGUAUACAACCUACACACACCACUCGGAUAAAAUCAAUACAAAACGUUGAAAAUAAACACAUUAAUAUCGUUAUAAGCGAAUACAUUAUUAUUACUAUUACUAUUAUUAUUAUUAUUGUUAUUAUCAAACGGUCUCGUCGUCGCUCCGUCGCGUAUUUAUUAUACCUAUGUAUUUUUAUACGAACGCGUGUAUAUAUAUAUAUAUGUAUAUAUUAUUCGCGAGUCUUUCGAAAAUACCAUUCGAGCUUAUCUCUGGCUCUCUCUCUCUCUCUCACACACACACACACACACACUCUCUCACCCUCUAUCUUUAUCUCGGCGAUACACACAAACUUCACGGUGGUUCCUCCUGCGGCGUGUACGCAUAACCAUGUAAUAUACCUACCCCUGCUAGGGAUUUUUUUCGAUUCUCGGCACUUGUGUGGGAGUGUUGUACCUCUAUACAUGCGGUCCACCGACGCGACUAUGAUUAUGUCAACAAUGCUCCGGGGUCUUUGAAAAACACAAAGUUUUAUAUAAAACUCGUCGGAGCUUUUACUUUAAUUUCAUUUUCUUAUUUUUUUUUUUUUUUAUAGUUCAACGAAAAACGAGAAAAUUCCCGAAGGCAUCCGAUUCUCGUAUACAAUAUUAUAUUAUCAACUGUAUAUAUAUAUACAUACAAUAGGUACCUAUUACUACGCUUCACCUCAUUCGAGGCUUCAGGUCUGACGACAAAUUGCGCGUGUACCACUCACCCACUAUAUCGUACCGGUGUGACCGAUGUGCGAUAAGAAACGAAAAACGUGCUCGAAUCCAUUCCCUAUGCAGUAGCCCGACCCAAAUCAUAUUUCAACCAUUCAACUAAAAAAAUUUCAACAGUAAAAAUACCUAAUAAUAAUAAUAAAUGUCGUAUGAAUCCUUAAACCGCGAUCACCGAUCGAGAUACAAUAAGUCGGUUAGUGCGACAGCUAACGUAUCGACACGAUUCUGCGUGGGAAUUGGAUACGGUUACGUGAAUAAUAUCAAUAACAACAUACAAUAUUUUUUACUAGUCAAUUCGGUACCAUCAUACGUGAUCCCUGUUAUAAACGCAUACCUAUAAACAAUAUAUCUUAUACGAUUCGAAAGCGCGACAAAUAUGGUGAAAUGUUUGAUAUCCUUUUCUCAGCCCCCGAUACAAUCCGUGACAACGUUUCUUUUCUUUUCGGGUAAAUAAUAAAGUUAUUGGUGUGUAGUACAAUUUUCAAUGGAAUCAAAACUUUCUAACUUUUCCUAACUCUCUCUCAUUAUCUCACUUUUUCUCCACCCCUUCACCGUAAACCAAAUCCCUUAAGUGACGUAAGAAAACGGGCAUGAGGUGAUGUCGAUUACGUGACUUACUAACGAAAUUAGAUGACUAGAAAAAAAAACAUAAUAAAAUUAAUAUAACUAGUACAUGAAACACAUUUUAACAAAUGUUGGUAAAUAGGCAUUUUCUAUAUAAUAUACUUUGUAGUCCGACUUGAUGUUAUAGGAAUAUAAUGACUCCGUUAAAUAAAACAAAAAUACGAGUAAUUCGGAAUUAUAAAAAAAUAAAAAUAUAAUA